GAGAGGGAAAACGAGCCGUGUAGCGGCGGCGGCGGCCGACGACGAUCGUCAGCUCCCGUACUGCUGGUGGUGACCGACUCCGCGGCCGCAAAAGAGGUCGUUGACGCCGCGCCAGGACUUCGCUGACCAGCCUGCUGAAGCGACUUGGAAUGAGCCACUGAGUGAUCAAGCAGUCAUCAUGAACCGAUUCGUGCGCCUAGACGUGGCAAGCAGACGAUUUCUGCGAUGGCACGUUUUCAGGCUGCAGCGAAUGAACUACACGGGGGGCUUCUCCAAAGAUCUUGUAGACACAGCUGCUAAAGAGGAUCAGAGGAUCUGUGCACUCAUCAAUGCAUACAGAAGGCAUGGCCAUAAAAUCGCAACCAUCAACCCCAUUGACACAAGACCUUCAACACAGUAUGUCAAGGAUCUUGAACUGCAAGCACACAACCUCACUCCUACGGAAACUGUAUCCGGACAAAAGGUUGAGAGUAUUGUGGAAAACAUGAGAGCAGCUUACUGUGGUCCACUUGGCAUGGAGUUCAUGCACAUGGAAGAAGAGAGAAGAACAUGGCUUGCAGAUCGCUAUGAGAGUCUCGUUAGUCAAGGAAGACCGCCUAUUGAAAGGCGCAAAAAAAUGGCAGAGAUCUUGCUGAAGUCACAGGUCUUCGAUAAUUUCUUAGCAGCAAAGUUUUCGACUGUGAAAAGGUACGGUGGAGAAGGUGCCGAAAGCAUGAUGGCUUUCUUCUACGAACUGUUUUGCCAAGCACCAAAAACUGGAGUAACAGACAUCGUUGUGGGCAUGCCUCACAGGGGUCGGCUUAACUUACUCACAGGACUCCUGAACUUCCCACCUGUACAAGUGUUUCAGAAGAUGAAAGGCAUGCCUGAAGUUCCUGCUGGCAUCAAGGGUUCUGGAGACGUACUUUCGCAUCUGAGCACAUCUGUGGAUUUGCAAGGUUACCCUGGUCCCGUCCACGCGACUCUGUUGCCAAACCCAUCACAUUUGGAGGGUGUGAGUCCCGUGGCAGUGGGAAAAGCACGAGCCCGCCUACAAAGUUUGGAUCCCGCGAAGUACGCCAAGGCUGCCUGGGGCGGCAACUUUCCAGCGCUGGCCGUCCAGAUCCAUGGCGAUGCUUCCUUUGCCGCCCAGGGCGUCAUUAUGGAAACUGUGGCCAUGUCACGGCUGCCAGAGUUUACCGUGGGAGGCUCCGUUCAUUUGGUGGUCAACAACCAGAUUGGAUUUACCACACCGGCCUCCUAUGGCAGGUCGUCAGCUUAUGUCAGUGAUAUCAUGAAGAUGAUUGAUGCUCCAGUUAUACAUGUAAAUGGAGAUGAUCCAGAGGCUGUGGCCUUAGCAACCCAGCUGGCCAUGGAGUUUCGACAGAAGUUUAAUGACGAUGUUCUUCUGGACAUGUUGUGCUUCCGGCGUUGGGGGCACAACGAGAUGGAUGACCCCACGUUCACCAACCCACUCAUGUAUGACGCAAUUCAUGCCAGGGACAGCGUCCCAAACGACUAUGUGAAGCAGCUGCAGGAAGAGGGGAGCCUCGAUGCCUCUGAGAAGCAGCAAAUUGUGACCGACCACAUGGCAUUCCUGGGUGAACACUUCAAGCUGAUUGAAAGUCACACUCCGCCGUUCAGCAGGUUUCAAGGCAGGUGGAGUGGCAUCUCUCAGGCUCCUUCAGCUGUCACCUAUUGGGACACGGGUGUGGACCCAAAUGUGCUAAAGUAUGUGGGUGCAAGGUCCGUACAAGUGCCUCCUGAAGCAACAGUUCAUCCUCACCUUGUCAAAGUUUUCGUCAAUGAACGGCUUCGUAAAAUUGAAGAAGGCAGAGGCCUUGAAUGGGCCACUGCAGAAGCGCUCGCUCUGGGUUCCUUGCUUUAUCAGGGUUUCAAUGUUCGCAUCUGUGGCCAGGAUGUCGGUCGUGGCACAUUCAGCCAACGACACGCCAUCCUUGUUGACCGUACCAACGAGCAACGCCUGGUUCCCCUCAACAACCUGAACCUCCCACCUGAACGUGGUCCACAGGGGCAUUACGAAGUUGUGAACAGUCCCCUGUCGGAGGAAGCAGUGCUUUCCUUCGAGUAUGGCUUCAGCCUGGAGACUCCAAAAACCCUUGUAAUAUGGGAAGCCCAGUUUGGCGACUUCCACAACAGUGCACAGGUCGUCAUUGACACAUUUGUUACAUCCGGUGAAGCCAAGUGGUUCCUGCAAAGUGGAAUGGUUGUAUUGCUGCCACACGGCUUUGAUGGAGCGGGCCCUGAGCACUCGUCAUGCCGCAUUGAGAGGUUCCUACAGAUGACUGACAGUAAAGAAGAUGCCGUGGACGGCGAUGAUAUCAACUUUGGUUUUGUGAAUCCCACAACACCAGCUCAAUACUUCCACCUUCUGAGGAGACAGAUGGUGAGGAACUUCCGCAAGCCCCUGGUGGUGGCUUCUCCAAAGAUUCUGCUGCGUCAUCCCGAGGCCACCUCCUCCCUGGAAGACAUGGCACCCGGAAAGACGUUCAGGCCUGUCCUCUCGGACCCGGAGCCCAGGCUGAACGCCUCCCGAGUCUUGCUGUGCAGCGGCAAGCACUACUACGCGCUGGCUAAGCACCGGGCUGAACUAGGCAGAGACAAUGACAUUGCCAUCAUCCGGCUAGAGGCUCUGUGCCCUUUUCCGGCAAAGGAACUCGCGGAAGAGCUUUCCAAGUAUACUCAGGCAAAAGAGUUCAUCUGGUGCCAAGAGGAGCACAGAAACAUGGGGCCAUGGUUUUUUGUGCAGCCACGUUUCCAGAAUCUUCUAGGGAGGCAGAUCAAGUAUGCUGGUCGCACGAACUUGGGUGUCCCUGCAGUAGGGGUGGGUCAAGUGCACCAGAAGGAGUGCCAGGAAAUCUUGCAGAGGGCUUUCGCCAGCUGAUGUGAUCGAAGCUUAGUGCAAUGCUCGGCGUAUGUGGCAUUAUGUUUUGACAGAACUUGCGUGACAUUACGCGAGCCCGCAUUCUUCUCACAGUCAUUCCAAGCACCAAGUGCCUCGACACCCUGUGCUUUAAACGUGUGAUGCGCAAGAAUUCCUCCUCAUUCUUCGCCUGAGAAGAAACACGUCUGGUAAAUCAGUACAAAGUUUGCGCAGCUUAUUUUGCAGCUUUCAGAGACUCAGUUUGUCUUUGGAGUGUGCCAUUUUAUCCUGUGCCUGUGUGUUGGGCAGUGUGUUUGACAUGAAGCCUACACAUUGCAUUAGUGAAAAGCAGUUGAAAUAAAAAUAUCCAGUAGAUCAGUGCAAACUUUGCCCGAUCGAUUUUGCAGCUUUUAAUGGUAAAUCAGUACAAACUUUGCCCUACUGAUUUUGCAGCUUUUAAAUAAUUGCUUUGCCUUUAGAGUGGGCCAUUUUAUCUCAUGACCAUGUGUUUCCAUUGUUUGGCAUGAAACCUACACGUUGUGCUAAUAAAGAAAGCAAUGAAACUGUA
Molecule: messenger RNA, 3431 nt
Organism: Dermacentor andersoni
Lineage: Eukaryota; Metazoa; Arthropoda; Arachnida; Ixodida; Ixodidae
Product: 2-oxoadipate dehydrogenase complex component E1
Molecular function (GO): thiamine pyrophosphate binding; oxidoreductase activity, acting on the aldehyde or oxo group of donors, disulfide as acceptor
Source: RefSeq, a predicted model, not a curated record